CGCAGUAGGCCCGCGGCCUCGGGCCCCCUCCCCUUCCCCCUGCUCUCCCGGGGGGGCCCACACCCUGCCGACCCCAGCCCCGGGGGCGCGGGCUGCCCCCGUCCCCAUGGACGCCGCCCGCCGUCGGGCAGUCGGCUGCCCGCGGGCCCUGGCCUGGGGGCCAAUUUUCCUGAGCAUCUGCGGGCUCCUGGCCCGCGCUCAGCCCCGACAGGUGCCCCCCGACCCCGCGGAGAGCCGGCACCCGUGCCAGGGGAAUGACACCCACUACUACAGGACCAGCCGCGGGGCCUGCUGCUCCCGCUGCCCUCCAGGCAGUUUCAUCUCAUCCCCCUGCACCGGGGAUCAGGACACCUUCUGCUCCCUGUGUCCGGCCAACUCUUAUAACCAGUACUGGAACCACCUCCAUUACUGCCAGCUCUGCCGCUCUUGCGACGAGGUGCUGGGCUUCGAACAGACCAGUCCCUGUCGGGCGGAUCGACAGACCGAAUGCCGGUGCCGCCAGGGCACGUACUGCCCAAGGGGCUACGCCGACUGCGACCACUGCGUUGCGCUCCCCUCCUGCCCCCCGGGCACCGAGGCCACUUUCCAAGCAGAAGCCGAAAACUCUGUCCCCAAGUGCGUGCCCUGCACAAAUGGCACCUUCCAGAACACGUCCUUACCCGCAGCCCGCUGCCAGCCCCACACAGACUGCCAGAAGCAAGGUCUGAGGACGGAGGCUCCUGGCACGGCUGAGGCCGACGCUCGGUGCCAGGUGCCAGCCAGCCCCCCGCCGGGCAGCCCCGCACUUCCCACGGGCAGCCCCGAUGUGCCCACUGUGAUGUCAGGGCCUGUGAUGCUGUCAGUCAUCCUUCUGCCCGUGGUUUCCGUGGGACUUCUCGUACUGACUCUGCUCUGUGCCCUGAAGAGGCAUCCGUCUCUCUGCAGGAAGCUGGGCUUCCUGCUGAAGACGAGCCCAGAGACCCCGGACAUCGGACCACGUGCCAGCCUCGUCCCUCCAGACCUGGUGGAGCCGCUGCUGAGAGCCCAAGCUGGACCUGUGGCCCUCGCGCCCGUGCCCGCACCGGUCCCCGUGCCCGCGCCCGAGGAGGAGCUGCUGCAGCAAAGGCAGAAUCCCCAGGGCCAGGCCAGAGAGCUGGGGGCUGAAGCUGCAGACAGGGACAAGGAAUUGCAUCCAGGCACCAGUGGUUUCCACGUCACCGGAGGCUCUGUCACAGUCACCGGCAACAUCUACAUCUACAACCUGCCUCCGGGGGGUGGGGGGCGCAGCCCUGGAGACCCCCCAGCCUCACCUGAGCCCCCCUACCCCAUCCCCGAGGAGGGGGCCCCGGGUUUUCCCAGCCCCUUCGGGCCACCCGGCCUCAUCCUGCCCCAUCAGGAGGACGGCAAAGCCUGGCACGCACCGGAGGCAGAGACCCCUGGACAACACGCCCCCUGACCAGACUGCUCCCGGCAUCAGGCACCUGGCACCUUCUCCCCCUCCCCCAUGCAGGAUUUGAGGGGCACGAGCCAGCGGGACCAGUGUAUGAAGUCCUCCCAGCCCCAGAAGGAGGCAGUACCAGCCGGGCUUCGGCUGGGUGGGGAAGAUGCCCGCCCAAGGACCCUGCCAGCCCUGGGAGCCGGGCACCAGUAACUCAGAAACUGAGGCUGCCCGUGGGCACAGGGCCCGGGCACCUACCUGUCAAGCUCGGCAUCCUAAGGACUCGC
Molecule: messenger RNA, 1704 nt
Organism: Tachyglossus aculeatus (Australian echidna)
Lineage: Eukaryota; Metazoa; Chordata; Mammalia; Monotremata; Tachyglossidae
Gene: LTBR
Product: lymphotoxin beta receptor
Exons: 10
Coding region: 107-1435 (442 amino acids)
Biological process (GO): positive regulation of canonical NF-kappaB signal transduction; hematopoietic or lymphoid organ development; immune response
Molecular function (GO): protein binding
Source: RefSeq, a predicted model, not a curated record